Zasmidium cellare ATCC 36951 is the source of this 1263-nucleotide messenger RNA. RefSeq lists its product as uncharacterized. Bases 1 to 1263 code for a protein of 420 amino acids. The transcript has a single exon. Gene Ontology annotation, molecular function: GTPase activator activity; small GTPase binding. NCBI's taxonomy places the organism in Eukaryota, Fungi, Ascomycota, Dothideomycetes, Mycosphaerellales, Mycosphaerellaceae. Gene Ontology annotation, biological process: activation of GTPase activity; nucleocytoplasmic transport. Gene Ontology annotation, cellular component: cytosol; perinuclear region of cytoplasm; nucleus. The record is from RefSeq and is a predicted model, not a curated record.
AUGGCAAACGUCUUCAGUCUCCGGGGCCAAGCCCUCAAGCUCGACACCGCCGCCGACAUCGCCAAACACAUCAAACCCCUCGAGGACAACCCCGAUGUCGAGGAGGUCCACCUUGAGGGCAACACCAUCGGUGUGGAAGCCUCAGAAGCUCUCGCCAAAGUUCUCGAAACCAAGAAAACCCUCCAAUACGCCAACCUCGCCGACAUCUUCACCGGUCGUCUCCUCGCAGAAAUCCCACAAGCACUCGACUCCCUGCUGAAGGCACUGCUCAAAUGCCCAAACCUGCACACGAUCAACCUCAACGACAACGCUUUCGGUCUGAAUACUGUCGAACCCCUCCGUCCGUUCCUCAGCCAGCACACGCCGCUGCAGCACCUCUACCUCAACAACAAUGGCUUGGGCCCAGCAGCCGGAACGCUGGUCGCUGAAGCCCUCGUUCAACUCGCAGACAACAAGGCCAAGGCACGAAAAGAGGGCAAGGAAGUUCCAAAUCUCGAGACCGUGGUAUGUGGGCGAAACAGAUUGGAGACAGGUAGCAUGGCGGCUUGGGUAAAAGCAUACACAGCGAACGACAAGGUCAAGACGGUCAAGAUGGUGCAGAAUGGUAUCCGACAAGAAGGAAUUGCUACGCUGCUGCAGCAUGGCCUUUCCAACUGCAGCGAACUGGACACUCUGGACCUGCAAGACAACACCUUCACAGCCCCCGCCGCAAAGACAUUGUCAACCGUGGUGCCGAGCUGGAAAGAGCUGCGUGAUCUUGGUGUGGGCGAUUGUCUUCUCUCAGCUCGCGGUGGCCGAUAUCUGGGGGAAGCUCUCGCGAAGAAGGGAAACAAGAAGCUGGAAGUGCUUCGACUGCAGUACAACGAGAUCGACAGCAAGGGACUCAAAGCGCUCUCCGACGCUGCUUCUUCAAGCUCCGCCCUGCCACGACUUCGAAGGGUGGAACUGAACGGCAACAAGUUUGCCGAGGAUGAUGGCAGCAUCGAGACUCUCAGGGAACUACUCGACAAGCGGAAAGAGGACGGCGAGGAGAAGUACCCCGGUGUGGACGAGGAUGACGAGGAUCUGUGGGGUCUUGACGAACUGGAUGAGCUGGAUGACGAGGAUGAAGAUGAGGAAGAUGAGGGUGAAGCCGAGGAGGAAGCUGAAGAAGAGCAGAUCCUCAAGGAUGCAGAUGCCGCCGAAAACGAGCCUGUCGCUGGAAAGAAGGACAAGGAUGUCGACGAUUUGGCCGAUGCUUUGGGCAAGACAGAGCUCAAGUAA